Molecule: messenger RNA, 276 nt
Organism: Akanthomyces muscarius
Lineage: Eukaryota; Fungi; Ascomycota; Sordariomycetes; Hypocreales; Cordycipitaceae
Exons: 2
Coding region: 1-276 (91 amino acids)
Biological process (GO): mitochondrial respiratory chain complex IV assembly
Cellular component (GO): mitochondrion; mitochondrial inner membrane
Source: RefSeq, a predicted model, not a curated record
AUGGCUGGUCUAAAUUUGGAGGUGUUUAAGUUCGGCGUGUAUGUCAUGUUUCCGAUUGGCAUCAUGUACUACUUUGGCACGAAUCUUGACAACCGCUUCUCCGUCCCCGAAUUUUGGCCGCGACCCGAAGAGUGCAACAAGCUGCCGCGCGACCGCGAAGAGCUCAAGAUUGAAUACGACCGCAUGCUUGCCCGACAACGUUUCAAGCAGGCUCGCUUCGAGGAGGAGCAGCGCGCCAGAGGCGAGGGAGGGGGCCGCAGUGGAAAUGAUUCUUGA